CUGGGACCCGCCUUGAUUUUUUUCGACGCGAGCAUGGCUGGGCCCGACCUCCCCGCCGCCGCACUCCGCGCUUGCGCCCCUGGCCCGAGUGCGCUCGACCGCGAGACUGGGCCGCCAGGCUCCUCCCUUCAGAGGUCUUCCCUCCUCGUGGACGGCCAGCUCCAGCGAAGCCUUCGGUUACUCUGCGCCCCCGCCCGUCAUGCCGGCGCGCGCCCCGCUGGCCCUGGCCGCCCUCCUCGCCGCUUGCUGCCCGCACGCGCCGCGCGGCGCCGCCGCGGGCGGCGCCGUCGCCGUGGAGGUCGCGGCGCAUAGGCAGGCGGACAGCUCCCGGAGCCUGCUGGAGGGGCUCGAGCGCCAGUCCUCCGACGCCCAGCUGGCCCAGCUCGUGCAGGACAUGCCCCAGCGGCUGCAGAAGGUCAUCGGCGCUCUGCGCGUGCUCACGCGGGAUGACUCCGCCGACGGGGACCCGGCGCCACCCCGGGACUUCGUCCUCGGCGUCGUCGUCGCCCCCUCCUCCUCCUCCUCCUCCUCCUCCUCCUCCUCCUCCUCCUCCUCCUCCUCCUCCUCCUGGCAAGGCUUCGGGUCUGAACACCUCAGGGUGUUGUCACCGCCACAGGUUACUAGGGG
Prorocentrum cordatum is the source of this 627-nucleotide messenger RNA. NCBI's taxonomy places the organism in Eukaryota, Dinophyceae, Prorocentrales, Prorocentraceae. The record is from the annotation of a GenBank genome assembly.